AUGGCAACGAGGACGGACGACGUAGAGAAGGGCACCGUCGACGAGCUGGCGGACGAACCGGAGCAGGCGAGCACGGCGGACGAUGACAAGGCCCUACCCGCGGUCCCCGCUGGACUCGCCCUCUCGCGGAUACCAGACUCGCAGUACCUCCUCCUUGCGUUUGCAGCGGCGCCAGCCCAUCCCGAUGAUCCGCUAUGCCGGUCGAGACGGUGGAAGGUGUGGUUGACGCUGCUGGCCGCACUCCUGGUCAUGCUGACCGCCCUCCCACUGUCCCUCUUCCUCCUCGGCUACGUCGCCGGACCGUGGUGCUGGAGCCCGCUCAGCGAAGCAUACGGACGGCGACCCUUCUUCGUACUCGGCAGCCUUGGUUUGACGGCUUUCCUUGGCGCUUCCGCUGCUGCGCCGAGUUACGGCGCUCUCCUGGUCUUGCGCUUCUUAUCUGGCUUCUUCGGCGCUGUGCCAAUGACCAACUCGGGCGCGCUGACUGGCGACAUCUGGCAUGCGAAGGAGCGAGGGACGGCGAUGAGCUUCUACAGCGUCGCAACCUUCGCAGGACCAGCCCUCGGCCCCAUCAUCGGCUCCUUCGCCGCCUACCGCCUCAGCUGGCACUGGGCAUUCAUCAUCCCCUGCCUCUUCUCCGCCGCGCUCUGCAUCGCCGUCAUCUUCUUCCUCCCCGAGACCUACCCACCCGUCCUCGUCUCCCGCCUCGCACGCCAACUCCGCAAAGAGACAGGCGACGACCGCAUCCGCUCGGCGCUCGAGUUGGCGGAAAUGAAGAGUCGAGGGACGCCGAGGAUUCAGCGGUCCAGAGCGGAGGCUUGGAGGUUGUUGGGCACGCCUAUAGUGAUGAUCUUGACGGAACCGAUCGUGGCGGCUGUCGCGGCGUUUGCGAGCUGUUGCUACGCACUUAUUUAUCUCCUCUUCGAAGGCUAUCCAGUCAUCUUCACCGAAGUCCACCACCUCGGACCGGGCUACUCCUCCUUGCCCUUCCUCUCCAUCCUCAUCGGCGCCAUCAUCUCCGUCCCGGUCUCGCUCUGGUAUCAGAAGCUCUACCUGCGAGACGUCAAGCGCGAAGGCCGACAUACGCCCGAACAGCGACUUCCGCCCGCGCUCGCCGGCGGACCGAUGAUUGUUGUCUCGUUCCUCUGGCUUGGAUGGGGAGGCUACAAGCCGCAUGUGCAUUGGAUCGUACCGACGCUGUCGGGGGUGUUGCAAGGCGUUGGGAGCGUCCUCAUCUUCCGCUCGAUGCAAACGUACCUCAUCGACGCCUACGAGCGCAACGCUGCCUCGGCACUCGCAUCCAACGUCGUCACCCGUUCCAUCGCAGGCGCCCUCUUCCCUCUCUUCGCCCCAGCACUCUUCCACCGCCUCGGCGUCCAAUGGGGCUGCACGCUCCUAGCGGGUUGCAUGCUCCUCCUCGUACCUGUGCCCUUCCUCUUCGAGCGGUACGGCGAGCGAUUGAGACGACGAAGUAGGUUCGCACCUGGACGAUAG
Messenger RNA from Rhodotorula toruloides NP11, 1494 nucleotides. Its product is annotated as MFS multidrug transporter. Lineage: Eukaryota; Fungi; Basidiomycota; Microbotryomycetes; Sporidiobolales; Sporidiobolaceae. The transcript is spliced from 11 exons. The record is from RefSeq and is a predicted model, not a curated record. Gene Ontology annotation, biological process: transmembrane transport. Bases 1 to 1494 code for a protein of 497 amino acids. Gene Ontology annotation, molecular function: transmembrane transporter activity.